Molecule: messenger RNA, 1605 nt
Organism: Lolium rigidum
Lineage: Eukaryota; Viridiplantae; Streptophyta; Magnoliopsida; Poales; Poaceae
Product: carotenoid cleavage dioxygenase 8 homolog B, chloroplastic-like
Exons: 5
Coding region: 1-1605 (534 amino acids)
Biological process (GO): carotene catabolic process
Cellular component (GO): chloroplast
Molecular function (GO): carotenoid dioxygenase activity
Source: RefSeq, a predicted model, not a curated record
AUGUCCGGCCGCCGGGCCAGCGGCCAGAAGAACGACAGGGGCAAGCGGGCGGCGGCGCAGCCUCUACCGUCUCCGGGACCGGUCGUAGCCCCGGCCGUCAGUGCCCCACCACGUCCUGGACUCGAACGCGAUGCCGACCAGCUCGUGGCCUGGAAGAGCGUCCAGCACGAGAGGUGGGAGGGGGCACUGCAAGUGGAGGGAAAGCUUCCGCUCUGGCUGGAUGGCACGUACCUGCGUAACGGCCCGGGCCUAUGGGAUGUUGGGGAGUACGGUUUCCGGCACCUGUUCGACGGCUACGCAACGCUGGUGCGCGUCUCGUUCCGUGACGGCCACGCCGUGGGCGCGCACCGGCAGGUGGAGUCCGAAGCCUACAAGGCGGCGAGCGAGCACGGCAAGGUGUGCUACCGCGAGUUCUCGGAGGUGCCUAAGGUGGACAGCUUCGCGUCCUUCGUCGGACAGGUCGCGACCCUCUUCUCGGGCUCCUCCCUCACCGACAACGCCAACACGGGCGUCGUGAGGCUCGGCGACGGCCGCGUGCUGUGCCUGACGGAGACGGUGAAGGGCUCCAUCGUCGUCGACCCCGACACGCUGGACACGGUGGGCAAGUUCGAGUACGAGGACAAGCUGGGUGGGCUGAUCCACUCGGCGCACCCCAUCGUGACGGACACCGAGUUCUGGACGCUGAUCCCGGACCUGAUCCGGCCAGGCUACGUGGUGGUGAGGAUGGACGCCGGGAGCAACGAGAGGAAGUUUGUGGGCAGGGUGGACUGCCGCGGCGGGCCGGCGCCAGGGUGGGUGCACUCCUUCCCCGUCACCGACAACUACGUGGUCGUGCCGGAGAUGCCGCUGCGGUACUGCGCCGAGAACCUCCUCCGCGCCGAGCCCACGCCGCUGUACAAGUUCAAGUGGCACCCAAAGUCCGGGAGCUACAUGCACGUCAUGUGCAAGGCCAGCGGUAACAUUGUGGCGAGCGUGGAGGUGCCGUCGUUCAUCACCUUCCACUUCAUCAACGCGUACGAGGAGAAAGAUGAGGAGGGGCGGGUGACGGCGAUCAUCGCCGACUGCUGCGAGCACAACUCCAACACCUCAAUCCUGGAUGACCUUCGGCUCAACAAUCUCCGUGCCUUCUCCGGCGAGGACGUCCUCACCGACGCGAGGGUUGGCAGGUUCAGGAUACCGCUGGACGGUAGCCCUACGGGGGAGCUGGAGGCGGCGCUGGACCCGGAGGAGCAUGGCCGUGGGAUGGACAUGUGCAGCAUCAACCCUGACCGCCGCGGCAAGGAGUACCGUUACGCCUACGCCUGCGGCGCGCAUCGGCCGUGCAACUUCCCCAACACGCUCACCAAGCUCGACCUGGUGGAGAAGACGGCUAAGAACUGGUACGAGGAGGGCGCCGUGCCCUCAGAGCCCUACUUCGUGCCGCGCCCCGGCGCCGUCGAGGAAGACGACGGCGUGGCGAUAUCGAUGGUGGGCGCCAAGGACGGGUCGGGAUACGCGCUGGUGCUGGACGCCAAGACGUUCCAGGAGGUCGCACGGGCCAAGUUCCCCUACGGGCUGCCCUACGGCUUGCACUGCUGCUGGGUGCCCAGGGGCAAAGUGACAUAA